ACGAGCACCAUCUGUUUGACAGGCAGGCUGAAUCACACAGCGGAGGGAAGCAGUGUGUGCGUGUGUGUGUGUGUGUGUGUGUGUGCGAGGCCCGUUAGGAUGUGGCGUUGGCGGCGUGCGGCAGCACGGCUCGACAGCCUGUCGUCAACGGAGACCGGCGUGACACUGUGACCGUGGAAACAGGAUGUACGAGAGAUGUCUGAGUAUAAAAGUGACAGCUACAUUGUGCGCGUCAAAGCGGUGGUGAUGACCAGAGACGAUUCGAGCGGCGGCUGGUUGGCGCAGGACGGCUGCCUGAGCCGAGUGGGCGUGUGCAGGCUGCUGCCGAGCGAACUGCUGGGACGCAACACCUUCCUCAUCCACGGAGAACGCCUCAAAGACAAGCAGGUGAUCCUGGAGUGCUUCUUGAAGAAGGAUCUGGUCUACACGAAGGCCACGCCCACGUUCCACCACUGGAGAGUGGACAACAGGAAGUGCGGUCUGACCUUCCAGAGCCCGGCCGACGCCAGAGCCUUCGACCGCGGGGUGAGGAAGGCCUUGGAGGACCUGACCGAAGGCUCGACCACGUCCUCAUCGACGCUGCAGAAUGAGGCGGAGCUCGGCGACGACGACGUCUUCACGACGGCCACCGACAGCUCGUCCAACUCGUCCCAGAAGAGAGAGAAGCCACACGGCUUCUGCGAGGCCCGUCGGCACCACUGCAUCCUGGGACAUUUCUACGAGCACCACCGGCCCUCCGAUCACUACUUCCUGGACCAGGCGGUGCACAUGUUCCCUCGCCACGUCAGCUUCCAGGUGGAGGACGAGGAGAUCGUGCGCAUCAACCCCCGCGAGCGCAGCUGCUGGCUCACCGGCUACGAGGACUACCGGCACGCCAACUCCGCGCGCGACAAACUGGGCCCCUGGCCCGACGACGACCUCCGCGCCUACGUACACUUCGCCAAGAGCGAGCCGCCCAAGCGCGACUACGCCUACCCGUACCCGCUGAGCUGCGACGGCAAACCGGGUCGCCUGGAGCCGUGCGGCGGCGGUGGCGGUGGCGGCGGCCGCAGGGCGGCGGUGACGGUGCAGCCGCGAGCCGCGCAGCCCAAGGGCAAGAGGCGGAAGGAGGACGGCGAGCGCUCGCGCUGCGUUUACUGCCAGGACAUGUUCAACCACGAGGACAACGGGCGGGGCCGCUGCCAGGAGGCCCCCGACCCCAUCCGGACCUGCAUCCGGCGGGUCAGCUUCAUGUGGUGCGCCGACAGCCUGCUGUACCACUGCAUGUCGGACACGGAGGGCGAUUACUCGGACCCGUGCUCCUGCGACACCGGCGACGAGCGCUUCUGCCUGCGCUGGACGGCGCUGGUGGGGCUGUCGCUGCUGGCGCCGUGCAUGUGCUGCUACGCCCCCCUCAGGGCGUGCUACCGCUGCGGCGUGGCCUGCCGGUGCUGCGGCGGCAAGCACAAAGCGGUGGGCUGAGGCCUCGCUGUCGAUGUCGACCGUUUUUGGUCUCCGAUUGUCAGAACUUUGUCUCGACAGAGGGAGGAAGACACGUUGCCCGUGGGUUUUAUUUUAUAUAUUUUGUGACAUUGGAGACCCAAUGGCUUCCAAUUCUCACAAAGA
Messenger RNA from Cyclopterus lumpus (lumpfish), 1605 nucleotides. RefSeq names its product sprouty related EVH1 domain containing 2a (gene spred2a). Lineage: Eukaryota; Metazoa; Chordata; Actinopteri; Perciformes; Cyclopteridae. The transcript is spliced from 6 exons. Gene Ontology annotation, biological process: multicellular organism development; negative regulation of MAPK cascade. Gene Ontology annotation, molecular function: protein kinase binding. The record is from RefSeq and is a predicted model, not a curated record. Gene Ontology annotation, cellular component: membrane. Bases 196 to 1461 code for a protein of 421 amino acids.